Porites lobata is the source of this 351-nucleotide messenger RNA. The record is from the annotation of a GenBank genome assembly. Lineage: Eukaryota; Metazoa; Cnidaria; Anthozoa; Scleractinia; Poritidae.
UACCUGGUGAGCUUCUUAAAUUUACUAAACAGGGUUCAGAGCUGCAAUGAAAAUCAUUUGCUUUUAGGAGCAAAUUGUGUUGAAGAACAUCCUCUGAUGAAAGGUUACACAAAGCUUCUCACCCAAGAAAUGGAAAAAUUAGAGAAUAAAAGCUGUACAACUCCCAAGGGUGACCAGGUAAAGUUCAGAUUUAAGUUAAUUCCCUCACAUAUGAAGUGGAUUUCAACCUUUUCUGGAGAAUUAAACAAUGCAGCGACAGAUUUUUCACCCUUUGCAAAUGUGAAUCAGACAAACAAGAACACUAUUGGUGGCUCUAUAGGUGGUAACCAUACUACCUGGCAACCACGUUAA